AAAAUUCAAACCGGAUCAAAUUUAAAAUAUGUUUCGAAUUUAGGCUAAAAAUAAAAAAAAAAUCGAGCUGAGCAGGUGCACGCACGCCCCCGGCGUAUAAACCGCAACCACCGGCCUGUCGUCCCCUAUCUCCCGCGGGCCUGCUCUGCUCUGCUGGGCCACGGCUCAUCCUCCGGUGCAUCGCCGGAUGCUCAUGGCCGCCGCCACGCACCUGGCCGGAUCUGCCCACUCCUCAUCCUCCUCCAUCUCGCCGCAGUCGCCGCCGCCCUGGCACCCAGUCGUACUCGUGCCCAACCACAACCAGCACCACCAGGCCCUCCACGACCUGGACGUCCUCGUCACGCCGUCCUUGUCCCCGUCGCCAGCAACAGCAACGCCGCCGCCGCCGCCGACGACGACAACGCAGCGCCUCCUCCGCCCCGCGGAAGCCCGGCGCGCGGGCAAGCAGCGCCGUCGUCCCAGGCCGUCGCGGAAGCUGCCGACCACGUACAUCAGCGCCGACGCCGCUAGCUUCCGGCGCAUGGUGCACCAGGUCACGGGCGCCGACGACGUAGUAGCAGCUCACCAAGCCACGUCGGAGCUCCUCUGCCGCCCGGCCCCGGCGCACUCCCGCGCUUCCCUGGCGACGACGACGCUGCUGCUGCCGACGCUGGACACGUCGGCGUUCCUGCUCGGCGCGGCACGCGGGGGUCGGGACAGUGGUGGAGCGACGCCCGGCCGCCAUGGCUCCGCUGUGGCGGUUGGUGAUCCGGGUGCCGCGUUGCAGGCCUGUGGCCGUGGCGGCGUACGAGGAGGAGGAGGAGGAAGCUGCAGCGCCGGCGGGUUCCGGAUCCCGAGCUUGGAGUCGUGGGAUGACGCCGACGCUCUCUUCCAGCAGGAGUAGCUAGGUGGCGUCUCCAAGACUCCAAUCUCCAUGAUGAACGCAUCCGAUCCAUGCAUCGAUCAUUGAUUGAUUAGAAUAUUCAGGGUCUACUUUUGAUCGAUCGAGCUUCUUGUUGCUAUUAUAUUGCUGGGAAGGAAUAUUAUGGAUGAUAAUAAGCAUGUAAUCGAUCGAUGUGGUUAGAUGGACAUGGAGGAGCAACAAUGAUCAUCACUACUUUUUGGGUAGCGUGUCAUUCGUGCUUGGUUCCAUUA
Molecule: messenger RNA, 1134 nt
Organism: Sorghum bicolor (sorghum)
Lineage: Eukaryota; Viridiplantae; Streptophyta; Magnoliopsida; Poales; Poaceae
Product: calmodulin-binding protein 25
Exons: 1
Coding region: 188-883 (231 amino acids)
Biological process (GO): response to osmotic stress
Cellular component (GO): nucleus
Molecular function (GO): calmodulin binding
Source: RefSeq, a predicted model, not a curated record